This is a messenger RNA of Aspergillus niger, 1752 nucleotides long. RefSeq lists its product as uncharacterized. The coding region runs from base 1 to 1752 and encodes 583 amino acids. NCBI's taxonomy places the organism in Eukaryota, Fungi, Ascomycota, Eurotiomycetes, Eurotiales, Aspergillaceae. Gene Ontology annotation, biological process: positive regulation of transcription by RNA polymerase II. Gene Ontology annotation, molecular function: DNA-binding transcription factor activity, RNA polymerase II-specific; zinc ion binding; transcription cis-regulatory region binding. The transcript has a single exon. Gene Ontology annotation, cellular component: nucleus. The record is from RefSeq and is a predicted model, not a curated record.
AUGGACCUGGAGACGAACAAACGCAGCAGUAAAACAUCUUCCCGCUCUCAACAAGGAUGCACAAACUGCCGACGGAGCAGGCUUAAAUGCGACGAGAAAAAGCCAAUCUGCACCCGAUGCUGGCAAAAGGAUCUACAAUGCCAGACAAUAUUCCGGCUGAAAUGGGAGUCAAAUUAUCGUGAUCGAGGUAUCGCCUUUGGCAGGUCGAGGCUGAAUAGGAAGUCUCCUGAUCACCCAACUGGUGCUCCGGGACGGGAUUCGACUUUCCCCAAAGACACUACAUGGGUUGCGAUCCCGACGGUUCAGUCUUGGGCAUUCGUGAAUAACGAUACUUCCUUGAUUCGACGACUUUAUGCCGAGGAGCAAGGAUACACCGAACCACAUCUUCUCCCGGCCGUCGAUGCUAGAACGGCCCUUGGGGAGCUGGGGCCUCGUGAGCCAGCAUCGUCUUUCACAACAUCGCCACCCGAUACCGCUCAAUUAAUGGAUAUAAAAGAAGCAAUGUUACAGAACUUACAAUCACCCCUCUCACCAUUUCCAUCCCUAGAUGAUCUGGGAAAUCAAGUACUGUUCGACUAUUACGUGAACCAGAUAUGUCCUCGAACAGUACAGAGUCCUCUAUCCAUGUCACCCUUUGCCUCAGUCAUUCUUCCCUAUUGUGUAUCCGCUCCGCCCACAGUUCUGCAGGCAAUACAGGCGCUGGCCGCCUGUCACUGGUCCCAGAGCGACCCAAGGUAUAGCGAACUUUCUCUGCAACUAAAGGCUCGAGUUCUGAACCAUCUCCGACAUCGUAUCAAUACGCAUCCCCAGGAUAUAGUCACAGAAGACCCUGAAAUAUUGGUCAUUAUGAUGUUUUUAUGUUUAUAUGACAUUGUUGAUGACUGCAAUCAGCAGUGGAUUAUACAUCUUCAGGGGGCAAAAGAUAUCAUUCGACUUCGCCGACGACAGCAGAUUUUAUUGAAAGGUGCAACGCAAGGUGUACAGCAAGACCCAGUAUCGUCUUUCACGGAGCUUUUCUUCGCUUUCCAGGACGUGAUGGGGCGGACUGCCUGUGGAAAAGCGGAGCUUUUUGGAUCGACCUAUUGGCGUGAAGAAGAUACGACCAUAAAUCCUUGGAUGGGUUGCAGCCCUGCUCUUGUCUCUGUCUUAUUCUCAAUCAUGGAUCUGAGUCGGUCUAGACGGCAUGUCAUCGCCGAUGAAGGUCACGAAGCUUUUAAUGUUAGAGCUUCCGCCCUGAUCAACAGAUUGAAGGAUAUCAAACAGGAGAUGCGAAUCGAUGGAGACAGCCAGGUCAUUCAGAGAAUUGCCGAGCUAAAGAGAGUGACUUCAAUUGUCUAUCUAAACUGCGCAUUGUAUGGCUUGACACCAUCCGAUUCCAUAACCAAGACCUACGUGCGCAAAAUAUUGAAAGAUAUUGUUGAACUACUCGCAAUGGAGCCAUCUUGUCAGGUCGUCUGGCCUCUUUUUGUUGCUGCCGUGGAACUAGAUCCUCUUGACCUUGCGAUCAUGUUAGAUCCGGAUACUGGGAAAAUGACGGACGGACGAAGGCUUGUCUUGGAACUGCUUAUGAAGAUGAGUAAAAGCAGUGUUUCUAGUGUGACUCGGGCGCGUGUCGUCGUCGAGCAGGUGUGGAAGUCCCGCGAUUUUUGUUUGUCAAAGUCUUCCCGAGAAAGGUCACCAGCGUCUAUCACGGAUUUAAAUGACUGGGAAGAGUAUGUUAUGCCUGUUAGUGAUGCUUUGAGCCUGGCAUAA